Messenger RNA from Nicotiana tabacum (common tobacco), 642 nucleotides. RefSeq lists its product as uncharacterized. NCBI's taxonomy places the organism in Eukaryota, Viridiplantae, Streptophyta, Magnoliopsida, Solanales, Solanaceae. Gene Ontology annotation, molecular function: protein dimerization activity. The record is from RefSeq and is a predicted model, not a curated record.
AUGAUAUCUAACUUUGAUGAACCUUAUGUUAUCCUUGGAAGAUCACGUCGUAGAGUUUCAGAGUAUAAUUUUUUUCAUCACUACCAUGUUGUAGUAUUCUGUGAAACUAUUGAUUGGAAAUUUCAAGAACUAAAUAACCGCUUUGAUGAGGUGACAACUGAAUUGCUUCUUGGAGUUGCUUUCUUGAACCCAGUUAAUUCUUUUUCAAGUUUUGACAUUGAAAAGAUAUUGAGAUUAGCGAAGCUAUAUCCUGAUGAUUUUGAUAAAUAUUCUAUAGUUGACCUUCAUUUUCAACUUGAGAAUUACAUUGCUGAUGUCAAAGAUCAUGACAAAAGGUUUUUCGAUCUUAAGGGACUUGGUGAUCUUUCUAAGAAACUAGUAGAAACAAAGAAGCAUGGGACUUAUCCUCGUGUGUUUCGGCUAGUGAAAUUUGCUUUACUUUUGGUAGUUGCUACGGCUACGGUUGAAAGAGCUUUCUCAGCAAUGAAGUUGAUUAAGACUGACUUGCGUAAUCAAAUGGAUGAUGAGAUUUUAAAUGGUUGUUUGGUGCCUUAUAUAGAAAAAGAAGUAUUUAGUAAUAUUUCUAAUGAGGCUAUUAUGGAUACAUUUCAAAACAUGAAAACUCAUCGAGGAGAAUUGUAG